Messenger RNA from Cuscuta epithymum, 417 nucleotides. Lineage: Eukaryota; Viridiplantae; Streptophyta; Magnoliopsida; Solanales; Convolvulaceae. The record is from the annotation of a GenBank genome assembly.
UGAGAGUGGAAGUGACGGAAACAUAGGGCGACUUGGCGAGUCAAUUAUAUGUCAAACUUUGUGUGUAAGAUGAUAGAUUAAGACCAUUGAACAGCCUUGAUUAAGGUGAUAUUAUGGAUGUGCAAGCCUUCGCGCGAUUAUCAAAAAAGCUGUCGCAGGCACCGAAGAAGAAGAAGGAGGAAGGGGGACCCUCGAACCAACUCUUCGUCGACGAUGUUCUCAAGAAGGCUGGGGCCUCCAAAACUCCGGAAACUAAGGAACCCCCAAAGGAGGUUGCUGCUGGUGACACCGGUGUUGGUGCCGGAGGCUCCCAAGCCGGGGAGCUUAAGAGAAAAAACACCGGGAAGGGCUCCAAGCCUCCGGUGACUAAGAAGCAGAGGGGGGCCGAUGAAGGUAAGGGUGCCCCCCUUGUGAUCC